AAUGGCAAUGUAGUAAAGGCUUUUAUAAAUAAAUGACUGCGUUCAUAAAUCAUCCAAUUUGAAUUCGAAGUUAUUUUAAAAUGCUAAACAUUUGGAUAGAAGAGCUUUGGGCAUAUUUAUAUAGUACUCUUGCAUAAAAACAUGAGUAAAACAAAACACAUAGGAGGCGUUUCCCAGCACAGCCACAUUCAGAGUAUCAAUUUCAGCCCUAUGCCCUUAUCUGUGUCUCCUUACAAGACUAGUUUUGUCAACCCGGCAGAAAGACACGGUUUUCAAUAAUGAAUGAGUUAGCGUUAUCAGCGAGACGGGAGACCAGCGUGUAAUCCUGCACCAAGCCAAAGAAGUACGAAGAUAAAAUGGACAGGGACUCUUCUGGUGCUGCAGAAAGGACCGAGCCAGCGUCGCCUUUGGGGAAAAAUAUUCACGAAGACACUCGCGCAGCUGAUUCCCACGCCUCCCGGGCAGGGACCUGUAGAAAUACUGAUGUCGCACGAGCCAGGUGGACCCUGCUGAGACAGGUGUUGCGACAGAAGCAGGUGGAGAGUCCGGAGGUCAAACAGGUGUCUGUUCGCAGGUUUGCCACAUUUGACCUUUUCAGCAGAAAAAGGCUUGUGGCACGAGACCAUAGUGAUACCUCAGAUGACCAGUGGGUGGAGUACAGAAGUGUCUACUUUCCUGAGUACAGUGCCUUACUUAGGGAUAACUUGGGACCUCUUAGAGUUAAUGAAGUGCUCAACAGUUUUGACAACACCGGUAAUGUCUGUGUGUGGCCAUCUGAAGAGGUGAUGGCGCAUUACUGUCUGCAGAAACGUGACAUGUUCAAGGGUGCAGUGUGUGAGUUAGGAGGAGGUAUGACUUGCCUUGGUGGGCUCAUGGUUGCCAUUUGUGCUGACGUGACAGAAGUCCUGCUAUCAGAUGGGAAUGAGAAGUCCAUUCAGAAUGUUCGAGGGCUGGUUGAGAAAAACAGGCAAGCUGGAAAGUUUGGCUCAACAUAUGUAUCUUCCAGGGUAGUAAGGUGGGACUGUGAGAUGGAUAUUUCUGCACUGGAGGGUCACUUUGAUUUCAUCAUGUGUGCAGACUGUUUGUUUCUGGACCAGUACAGAGCCAGCCUGGUUGAUGCUAUAAGGAGAUUACUGCAACCCAGCGGCAUGGCAUUGGUGUUCGCUCCUCAGCGAGGGGAAACUCUAAGACUCUUCUGUCAACUGGCCCAGCAAGCUGGAUUUUGCAUCUCUCAACACCAGCAGUAUGAUGCUCAGGUCUGGGAUGUCCACUUGAAGAUGCUGAGGGAGGGAAAAGAAGUAUAUGACGAGAAUAUCCACUAUCCUCACCUAAUCACAUUGACCAAAGAACCUCAACCUGUCAGCCCCACUCAGUAAUACAGAACAAGUGAGCCUUUAACAGUAUACAGUUCCUUUGUAUCACUUGCUAGAUAUUUUAAUUUAGCAUCAAAAAGCUACUGUCCAUCUAAAAAUAGUCUCUCACCAGCCAUCCCUUUAACCAGGUGGCCUGCCUUUCUUGUAAUUGGCCAAACAUCUAAGCUCUAGUCAGCCUGUUGAUCAUCCCUUUUCUUAAUCUUUCAUCCAAGAAAGUGGAUCAUAUUGCCAAACUGUCAUCUGGCCAACCAGGUAACCUUUGAGUACUGUGUCAGACCUUCAGUGACCUUCACUGCUAUUAACCUGUCAUCAUCAUAGCUGUUGAGCCAGUUAGUUGCUUAGUCAGUUAACCAGCUAUUCAAUCAGUCAGUUGCACUGACAUUUUCUCCAUCGUUCCUCAUACAGGUGGCAGUUGUUCAGUCAGUUGCCCUGAUUAAACUUAGUCAGCAUUAAUCCAUGCCACUGUGUUUCUGGCCUCAGCAUGGAGGCCUGCUUUACUUCAUUAAGUGUCACAGGCUGUGGAGUAGCUCACAGCUUCCUCUGUUUCCUGUUUUAAUGUCUUUAAAUGCAACUCAUCCAUCCCAGUCGGAGGUCAAUAUUAGGGUCAAUAUUAAGAAUUUAUUUUCUACAUUACUUAGAACAGUACAUUUGCAUAUUAUGCACGUUCAGACUAAGGAGCUACAGAUUGGAUUUGAUACAACAAUAUUGCAUCUUCAAAGUUCUGUUGAUGUUAUGAUCUGUGUUUUAACUGUACAACAGUUGUUAAAAAAAAUCAAAAUGCUGUUGAUGAAAUUAUUAAUCAGACUUACUUGUCAUCCUCAGCUGCAUAUUUUCAGCUGGCUGCACUCAAAACAGUUACUGACAGUGCAAUGAUAUGAAACAUCUAAUACCAAAAAUGGCACAAAUAUCUUAAAAAUGUCCUAAAAAUGAAACAUCUGACUGACAACAACCUGUUCACAUGGCAGCUUUUAAAAGCUGCUGGUUUGAACCUUCAGGACUUGUGUGUGUAUCUAAAGAGAGAAGAAAUACAUACACAAAUAAUGACAUCACCAUUUGCAUUUAUUGACAAGUGACCCUGAAACUGUGGAAUCAAUAAAUGAUAUUAGUAUUUUUUGUGAAGUAGAUUUAUUAAUUAUCCCUCAAUUUCCACUAAGUAAAGACAAUCUGCUGCUAUUACUAACUGGCAUGUCCACCAUGCUCUGUGACUGCAGCACCUUGAUCUAAAGUCAUGCCAGCCAGGAGCAGCUUAGAUCUCUCAAUGUGACAUUGCUGUAUGUAAACGCCUAUGAUUUAUUGAGCGCAUUCCUUUUAUUAAACAGUAGGCCUAUUUGUUGAUUAAGUUUUUCUUAUGUGCAACAAAAAUAUUUUACCAUUUCAGUAAUCAGAAAAGGGGUUGUUUCUUUUCUUUCCUUCCCUGUGCCACAAAUACAGAAGACCCAAAGAUAUAUUUUUUAGUUUGCAUGUGACUAGAAUACGAGAACAGGAACACAGCUCAGUGAUUUUAAUGAUGAUGAUGAUUUUAAAUUAAAAAACUUUGUGGAAUCAUCCCUCAAAUUCAAUACGAUAAUAAUACGAUAACUGCUUUUACUUCUGCUGCUUACUGCAUUUUUUUCUGUCAGCUGCUCUACUCAGGUCUUUUCUCACGCAUUCACCUGUUUCUGUUGACGUUACAAAAAAACAGCAAGUGCCAGUGGGUCACUCAAAUCUAAAGCUGUACCUUACACUGGGAGGAGGUUUUCAUAAUUCACUGUGAUUCAUUACCUUAUACAGCAGCCAAGAAGCUAUGCAGAAUCUCCUGGUCGCCAGUGUUUACAUUGUUCAUAUUAUAAAAGAAUUCGCUGGUAGAGAAUGCCAGUUUAUUAGGGGUUUUGGGUGGUUUCAAUUAUUCAAAACUGUUUCCAGUGCAAAGAUUUGAAAGGUUGUUUAGUAAUUUUAUCUUUUUUCUGUAAUGCAGUUUACUGUGUAUGUCAGAUAUAUGUAGGAUAACAUAGAUGUCCUCACAACUGAUACUGAAUAUAGUGUUUUCAUCACUGUCUAGUGUGACAUUACCAGUUCGGUAUUAGGCAUCACUGUUUACUGUGGCCUCUCUGCUACUGUGCUGCUUCUUUCCAAAUCAUUGCCUGUGUUACUGGCAAAAUCUUCUCCUGUGACGCCUUCAAAUAUGAACACACCGUCAGUUCUGUAUUUAUGAUACUAAUGCUUAGACUUACCACUUCUCACUGUGACAACAGACAUUCAAGAAACUGCUGACAGGUGGCAUUAUUCUGGUUUUGCUGCCUAAUAUCACAAAUAUGGAGAAAUCCUUAAAAAAUGUUAAUUUGCAGGCCACGUCCACAGUACUUUGUGAGAGUGUAAGGUUGGUUUUCGUUUUUUCCAUUGAUCUUUUUCUACAUGUCUUUUUACAGCCACCAGAAAUAGAAAUACAAUAAAAAACACAGUUUGAAUAAAAUUGAGAUGUGGCUUGCUGUACAGAGGCUCAUGUUAUUGGUGUAGAAGACUAGCUUUAAGCGUUUUUUUAAUUGAUUUUUUUGAUUGCAUAAUAUUCAGAUAAAAUGUCAGAUAUAUCAAUAAAAAUUUAAUGACUUUUACGUAUGUGGACAUAGCCUCAUGUAAAGAGUUUCUCCAUUCAGUAUUUUCCUUCUGCUUUAGUGUAAUUUUAUGAGUGGGUGUUUUUUUUUCUUUUCUUUUUUGUGGACAAAUAAAGAUAAACACAUUUGCUUCGAAAA
Messenger RNA from Oreochromis niloticus (Nile tilapia), 4099 nucleotides. It is a transcript of the gene camkmt, whose product is annotated as calmodulin-lysine N-methyltransferase. The record is from RefSeq and is a predicted model, not a curated record. The transcript has 12 exons. Lineage: Eukaryota; Metazoa; Chordata; Actinopteri; Cichliformes; Cichlidae. The coding region runs from base 357 to 1376 and encodes 339 amino acids. Gene Ontology annotation, molecular function: calmodulin-lysine N-methyltransferase activity. Gene Ontology annotation, cellular component: cytoplasm.